Carica papaya (papaya) is the source of this 1932-nucleotide messenger RNA. RefSeq lists its product as uncharacterized. The record is from RefSeq and is a predicted model, not a curated record. NCBI's taxonomy places the organism in Eukaryota, Viridiplantae, Streptophyta, Magnoliopsida, Brassicales, Caricaceae.
UCUCAAGGCAAGGCGGGGGGGGCACCACAAAAGAAAAUUCUGGACCAAACAAAUGGUUUACCUAAAGCCUACUCAUUAAAAAUAUUACUUUGUGUAGUAUCCACUCAAAAAAAUGGAAGCUGAGACUUGAGAGUUACAAAAAUCUUUGGGAGAUGAUGGCUAAGUUCGUGGUACUCUGAGAAAGGAGAGAGAUUUUGAGUUCAGAAUCCUGAUUUCUGAACUGGGUUUCUCUAGAUGAUUAAGCUUUGUUUGAUGGCUUCUCAUGGGUACCCUCCUGGUGUUGUUCUGCACCAAGACCAGUGCUUGAGCAGAAUCAUCAAGGAUCCUCCACCCUACCUUGCAAGUCAUGGAACAAGACAAGAGGUGGUAACAUCAGGUUUUGCUAAUCUGAUGCCAAAACAUUAUGAGGAGCUGUGGAAACCUGUUCCUUCAUUGUGCAACUGUAACCAGUUUGUUAUUAAUGAUUUGGCAAUAAAAAGGCCAACGCUUAGUGAUGUUCAAGAAGCUUGCCCUGAUUCAAUACUCUUCAGCUCUGGCAUAGCUGAACACUGCACAAGACAAGAAAAAAUCUUGAAAUAUCUUAUAUCGGAAUCAGGUGACCUUGAGAGAGGUGGAGUGGAUCUAUCUUUACUAUCUGAGUUGAUAGGGCUUCACGGAGAACUUAUAUUUGAUGAUCAUCAGCAGCAGCCAUAUGCUCCUUUUCUUAUUUAUCCAGGUGGUGAAUUUGAUGCUCCAAAGCCACUUUUGGAUUUUGUUGGAGAUAUGGCUCGUAGCUCAAAAAUUACAGUUCACCCAAAUGGUCAAGUUUUAUUUGCUGGGAGUAAAGCUGAAAUAAGAGAUAUCCUCUCACUAGUUGCUGAGUUCUACUUAUCUCAAAACUCAGAAAAGAGAGGAAAACAUUCAAUGCUGGUUCCACAAUUUAGCAGUCUUCGGUUGAGCAGAGUGGACAUCACCGAAGCAGAGGCUAACAUGUGUGUGUCUUAUCCAAAGACUGAAGCUGUGACAGUUGCACCUUUGAAGAGUCCUGAGAAAGUCAAGGUCAAGGCCUCGCCAAAGAAAAAGAAAGGUAAGAAGGGACUCAAGGAGAGGGAUCUUUACAAAAAGAAUUACUUCCACGCAUGUGAGAGCCUUCUAUGCUUGAUGCUUGACAAGAGCCAAUAUAGGAAGACAGCAAUUUUGUCGCUGAAGAAGUCUGGCCCUGAACUUCCUGAGCUUCUGGCACAGUUUUCUUCUGGGAUUGCUGGAACUGGCCUUGCUGUUCUUUUUUCUGUAAUAUGUAAAGUUGCAUGUGGUAGGAUGGCCUUCUCUGCAUCUAAGCUUUUAAAUACUGGAAUUGGUUUUGGCCUUGUUUGGUUGUCAUGGGCAGUGAAUAAACUGAGGGAUACAAUUGUACAUCUGAACAAGAAUGGAACGAAGUUGAAUUUGAAGGAGGAUGAGAUGAUGAGGAGAGUGGAUGAAAGUAUGAAGCAGAUUUAUUUCGGAGCUGCAACAUUGAUGACAGUUGCAGUGCUAAGGCUUGUAUGAGCAUGAAGUGGAAAAAUUAAUAGUAGUUGUCUUAUGAAUCCUGACGGUAUGGACAACAUGUCAACUUGGGGUGAUUGUGAUUGCGGAAGUUAUGAGCUUAGCCGGGUUAGCUGAGUGAUGAUUGUAUUAGCAUCCAUCACCGUCAUAAAGAGUGUCUGUUCGCGUCAGCAUGACCUGCUCAGUGCUCAACAAUGGCGCAAGCUUUUGUCUGAUAAAUAAUUGUAUACGAUGAGGAUGUAAAUUGACCAGGGAGGUAAGGGAAGAGGGUUGCAUGGCUGCAUACUGAAACAGGAUCAUUUAAAAGAUGAGAUGCAGUUUUGUCUUCUAAAUAUGCUAUCUUAAGAAUUCUCUAUUCCGGUGCACGAUAUAGUUACCAUCUUUUAUUUAAGAAAGUAGAAUUACCAAAUC